This is a messenger RNA of Odontomachus brunneus, 4334 nucleotides long. RefSeq names its product dentin sialophosphoprotein-like. NCBI's taxonomy places the organism in Eukaryota, Metazoa, Arthropoda, Insecta, Hymenoptera, Formicidae. The coding region runs from base 225 to 3509 and encodes 1094 amino acids. The transcript has 5 exons. The record is from RefSeq and is a predicted model, not a curated record.
UUAAUAGGUACCCAGGAACGAAAAACAAACAUUAUAUUUUAGUGGAUAUCACACGCAGGAGUUAAAUGUUUAGUAGUUCAGAAGAUUUUAACGUGUAGUGAAGAUUUACUAAAAUAAGGAUUAAUUGGAUUUUUAAAUAUUUUAAAGAGACAAAAAACCACAGACGUUAACAUCGCUUACCGCUAAACGUAAAAACACGUGUGCCCGACAAAUAAACAGGCAUCAUGUGUUCUCACGAGAAAAUCACAUGGGAAGUUGUCCGCAACACCGUUGCACAUAGAAUGAUCGACAACUCAUUGAUACACAAAUUCACCCCAUCACAGAAAAUACGUAAAAGAACAAAAUUAAUGAAUGCUGAAAUAAAGAAACGCGGCAUUAUUAAAAAUUACAAUGUGUAUAAGACAUUGAAAACCCAUGUUACACAUAAAGUACCAGUCGACUAUGAUACUGAUGACACUGAUUAUCUUAGUGAUGUUGAUUAUAGCAUUAUACACAACUCAAAUUCCAAACUAAAACAGUACAGAAUUAAGAAUUACUCCAGAAUUAAAAAAACUUUUAGUUUGACUAGUGAUGAAGAUGAGAUGGAUCAAACCAUAAAGAGGAUGAAGAUAAAUAGUUCAACCAAGUCAGUAGAAAAAAGAACCAAGAAAUCUGUAAGAAAACAACUCAAGAAAUCUGUAGAUAUAAGACAACAGGACAAUUAUAUCUCCCAAGCAUACUUUUUUGAUAAUAAGGAUGAUGGUGACGAUGAGAAAAGUGAAGCAAUGAGGACGACAAAGAAGAAUAGUAAAACAAAAACUGUGGAGAACAACACAAAAAAAUCUUUGAAUAUAAGGCAAAAAGAUUUUGUCUCUCAAGGAUUAUAUACUAGUGAUGAGAAUGAUGAUGUGAAGGAAAGUCAGACAAUACGGAAGACAAAGGAGAAUAGUAAAGUUAAACCUGUAGAGAAAAGCACUAAAGAAUCUAUAAAUAUAGAACAGCAUUUUACCUCCCAAGCACUAUUUACUAGUGAUGAGAAUGAUUAUGAAAAAGAGAGUCAGAUGAUAUGCAAGACAAAAAAGAAUAACACAGUUAAGCCUGUGGAGAAAAAGUCCAAGAAAUCUGUGAACAUAGGCUGGCAAGAAAUUGUAAAGAAGAAGAACAGAAGUACGACACUUGUGUUUGAUAAUAAACAGCACAUAGAUAUUUUGAAUGAUAGCAAACAGAAUGUUUUUCAAAGUGAUGAAUGUGAUGGUUCAAAAACUAUUUCUAACAAGAGGUCUCUCUCCCCAAAAUUAGAGUCUCAAGAUGACAUGAUAUCCUGUACAACAAAGUCUGCAAAUAAAGAUGCACCACAGAAUCAUAGCAAUACGAUUUCUGUGAUACCUGAAACAGAUUCUCCAUCAAACUCUGGAUCAGAUUCUCAAAAUAAUAUACUUCAUAAUACAACGCAAAACCAUGAAGAUUCUAUAGUGGUGAGAGAAACCAAUUUUGAGUUGAAUGUUCCAAUCACUGCUGUACUUUGUGAGACAGAUCCUAAGGAAGAAAUAAUAAUAAACAGAGAAAAUGAUACGAUGCAAAGAGAAGUAAUAAUAAACAUAGAAAACGAUGCAAUGCAAAAAGAAUUUGUUACUGAUGAAAAAAUGAUGGAUAAGUCGAAUUAUUCAUUGAGUUUACAGAUUAGUUCGAACGACGAAAUGCAUGAAUCCAAAUUGGCUACUUUAAAUAUCCAAUCUUCACCUAUCAACGAUUCACCUUCAUCUAUCAGUAAGAGAUCACAGUCGAGCGUAUCGAAAGAUCGUAGUUGCGAAGAACUAAUAAAAGUGGAAGAAAAGAGCUCGAUAAAUGCAAAUAAUUGCGACGACGGCCUUGUGAGUUCCAAAUCCUCCGCAUUAAUCAACAAUGCCAAGAGGAAUUUAACAUUGAUGUUGGACACCGUCGACUGCACUCAGGUAUCGUCGCUGAAUGCUUCGCAUGACCAGGAAAAAGAUUCUGGGAUUGACGAAGAUUCACAAGAUAAAUUCAUGAAACAAAGAAAUGAAGCCAACAAAGAAAAUCAAAAUAACGUGACAAAAAUCGUGGAGAAAGUCUCUGUUUCAUCUGAGCCUGCGAAGACUAACGAAGUGACUGAAGAGGUGCGGGAGGAUUACAUCAAAGAGACAAAUCUGAAAGUCGACGACAUGACUUUCAAGGAACAGGACACUGCUGAUGAUGCAGAGACGAAGGAACCAGAGACUGAUACUCCUGAAUUAAACCAGACUGAAGAGGAAGAUGCGAAGUUAAGCUGCGAGGUCAAAACAUUGGAAGACCCGUGCAAUGUCCAGAAAAAGCAAAUACAGCCUAAAGUUACGUCCACCGAGAUCGUAAAUAAAAGAUACAAAAUAGUGUGCAAGAGGGAUGACGACGUUAACGUCGCGCGCGAAGAUGCAGAGUGCAAUUCCAGCAAGCACUACACGUCGACGAGUUGUCCAAGUACCAUUAACGACGAUAUCGACGAUAUCGACGAUAUCGAUGAUACGUCUAUCAGGGAGAUCAACGAGAUAUCAGUCGCUCAGGAGACGGAGCACGAAGAAGAUGAGGAGGAUCACGCUAACAUAGCUCGCUGCGUGUCGCCGCGAACGGAGAAACGACUUCAGCAAUUGAAUCUGAUUGUGGACAGCGAUUCUAGCGAUAGCGAAAACGAGAACGAAUAUCGUUCGAUCAUUGAUCGUGACUCCGAGGGUCACACCGGCAAUUCCAAUAUGAGUCACUCGAAUACGGAAGACACAACGAGUCAAAACGACGUUCCGGAAGAAAUGGAUACUGCUGCUUUGCGCCGCGAUGACACUCGCCAAGAUGUUCACGCAGAGCUUGAGAACGACGAGGGGAGUAACGUUUCGGAGAAGAGCGACGCGAAGCAGCGGGAAAGGGUUGAGGACGAUCAGAGGAGUCACAUUUCCGAAGAAAAUAGCGUAGAUGUUUCACAUGACAAGGAUAACGUAAGCAACGAAGAAAGACCCGGAAAUGACGAGAGAAUUUGCACCUCUGGGAAAAGGCAUAACAACCCUGCUUCACCGAACGAUAGUAACAUGGACAAUGAGGAUGACCAACGCCAGAAAGACGUGCGUUACAGACCGUGCAAUUUAGAAGAACUAGUUGAGGACGAAGAAUUACUUAUGGAAACGCUACCAGCGAGUUUAACAUUGGCGGAUAUUUCCGAGGAUGAGGAAGCCUUUAUUUUGAAUAUUCCUGACAAAAUAUUGCAAAACAACUUGCAAGGUCAACUGUUGAUUCUAAAAGAUAAAACAAUCAGAUUCGGCAAAAGUAAAUUCCGAGCAGUGCAUAACAAAGUGAAUACCGUAUCUUGCAUCUUCGCCACUGGCAAACGACAGAAACCUUACAAGAUAGUGAAUCUUAAGGAAAUUAGUACUAUCACGGUACGAGAGAGAUUAUUACGUCCUAUCGAAGACGCAACCGAGCCGAAUUCUUCUGAUGUAGAUAUUUCUUCUAACGAAAAAUCGAGAAAAAAACGCUGUAUAUCGAAGUACUAAUCUUGACAUCAAAUCAGAUUUAUCUUUUUAGACUGUGUUCCGAAAUUCACUGCCAAUGUUGAAAUUCUAUAGUAUACGUAACAUGAACUAUUGAUUUUCAGUACUGGCAGUGAAUUUCGGAACGCAACCUUAAUAUCGUUUUGCCCAUACGCCGGACAAAAUAUACGGAUAAAAUGAAACCAAAAAGAUAAAAAAAUCACAGAUUACUACAAACCCCUACAAAGACUAUAAUAGACAUCUCAGUUCAAUUAUAAACUGGAGAAAUGUUAUAUUUCUUGUUGAUUUUAUUAUGAAACUAUUACAACUCUGUACAGUUUUGACGAGAUUGUCAAUGAUUAUAUUUUUUUAAUUACUUUAAUUAUUUGAGAUUAAGUAAUAUACAUCUAUUAUCAACAUGUAUAUGUUUCUUUUCUUGGUAUUUUAAAGAUAUGAGACAUUUAUUCUAUAUCUAAACAUUUUGAAUAUUACAUAUACAUUUGGUAAUUAAAUCAUUUUUCUACUUAAAACAAUGACAAAAACAUUUUAUAAUAUUCUUUUGAUAUUUUUCUCAACAAAGGUUAUAGAGAUGUUUAAGAGAAUUGACAAUUAACAAUGAGAAAGAAUAUUAAAUAAAGAAUAUUGUUAAUACAUAAGAAUAUUGUUUUCGCAGUUUAAUAAAUAUUUAAGCAAUCGAAUUAAAAUGGUAAUUUUCGAUUGAUGUAUGAGAGAUCGUUUAUAUUUUCAAAGUUAUAAAUAGUACGCAAUAACAUAAAAAAUAUUAUGAAUAUUCUACAAAUGUAUGUUUUCUUUAUUUUUAAAGUGAUAGAGUAGUGUAAAUAAUAAAUA